AAUGCAUUCGACAGAAUGAGUAUAAAAAGAAUCCAAUUUGUUGGAUUGACAUCAAACAGCGAGAUGUUCUCUAAAGCAAUCGUGUUCUUUGCUAUCCUAGCAGUAGCAGUUACUGAGAGACCCCGAGUAGGUCUCCGGAUGCCGCCAAUUCUACCGCCUUUUAAAGGCCUUCGCCCGCCAAUCUUACCUCAAGUGGUCGGAGGUGACGAAGCUCCGGUAGGAGGUUACCCGUUCAUAGUUUCUCUUCAAUCAUACUCCCAACAUUUUUGCGCUGGAUCGAUUUUGAACGAAGAAUGGGUCAUAACAGCAGCGCAUUGUGUUCAAGCAGUUCCUUCUGCUAACCGUAUUACCGUUAAGGCUGGCAAGCAUAACGUUAAUGCUAGGGAGAACACUGAACAAGUGGUCCAAGUGGUACUAGGUGUCGUACAUAGUGACUAUCAAGGUGGCGUUGGCCCAUAUGACAUCGGUUUGCUUAAGCUUGCGUCUCCAUUGAAGUUCAAUGAAAGAGUACAACCCAUCGAAUUGGCAUCACCGGAAAGUGACCCAACGGGAGAAGCAUGGCUUUGUGGAUGGGGCUCUACCUCAACUGGCUUUUUGCCAGACAUGCCAGAUAAACUUCAGCAUGUUCAGAAAGAGUACGUCGAUCGUGUUACUUGUCACGAAUCGGUCGUACGCUUGACUGGAUCUUCUCCCGUUCACGAAACCAAUGUCUGUACUGGUCCAUUGAAAGGUGGAAUCUCCGCAUGCAGCGGUGAUUCCGGUGGUCCUCUAAUCUCUAAGCGUCCAGGACAAAAGCCAGUGCUCACUGGAAUAGUAUCUUGGGGUAUUAUUCCAUGUGGUAGUGCAGGUGCACCAUCCGUAUAUACUAGGGUAUCCAAAUUUAACGAUUGGGUUGACCAGCGGCUAAUUAUUUACGGCAAUCAUUAACGACGGCGAUAUUGACGAUGUAUAAGUCCAUACUGAUGACAAAUUAUAAUAUACUAUUCAAUACAAAAUAAAUAUGCAGCAUAAAUGAACAAUAAUAAUUUUAUUCCAAACCUACGAUACUGUCCUACAUAUACAGUAUAUAUAAUGCAAAAAUCGAAUUAAUAGUUUAAUUCAUUGAAGGAAGCAAUUAUACGUGACAUACGCAUUAUAUAAAAGAUUUUAUAUCAAAAAUUACUCUGGUAAGCAUGGACCAAAGAAAAAAUUAUAAAAAUUUUUUGUUUUUUAUGAAUUUGCUAUAUUAUUUACAAUACUUAUUUUAUAAUUCUCUAAAACUUUAUUUUAUAAUCUAUAGCUGCUAUCGUACACAAUAAUUUUUUAAAUAAAAUGUUCUUUGUGUGAUGAAAGUUAUUUUCUGUAUUCGUUUUUCUAUAUUUUACUCUAUUUGUCUUAUAUAUUUAUAUUAUAUAUGACAAAAUAAAAAUUUGUAUUUACUUUUACUACUCAAUAUACAAUAGUUACAAACGUGUGCGCGUUAUUAUUUUAAAUAUAUAUUAGUUUUGCAUCGUAAGUAACGUUUACAAUUGAUGUAUAAUACAUAUUUUAUUUAAUUUUACUAUAUAUGUUUAUAUUAUAGUAAAGAAAUAUAAACAUAAAGUAUAUAUUUUUAUACAAAUAUGACAAGUUUGACUUUUAUUUUAACUAUAUUAUAGUUUCCCCAAAAUUAUCUCGACUUUUAUACUUAUCCCUUUUACAAUUAUUAUAUGAUUUUAUAUACAUAUAUAUGUACAUAUAUAUAUAUAUAUAUAUAAAAUCUAAACCUAUUGUUUGUUGGAAUUGCAAUUAAUUGGAAAUUGAAACUGGGAAAUCCGUUUACAUCACACUUUGAUCAUAUUGAUAAAUAAAAAAAAAAAA
This is a messenger RNA of Monomorium pharaonis (pharaoh ant), 1839 nucleotides long. Its product is annotated as trypsin-1-like. Gene Ontology annotation, biological process: proteolysis. NCBI's taxonomy places the organism in Eukaryota, Metazoa, Arthropoda, Insecta, Hymenoptera, Formicidae. Gene Ontology annotation, molecular function: serine-type endopeptidase activity. The transcript has 4 exons. The coding region runs from base 16 to 927 and encodes 303 amino acids. The record is from RefSeq and is a predicted model, not a curated record.